GACACACGGACGAGGAGAUCGACACACGGACGAGGAGAUCGACACACGGACGAGGAGAUCGACACACGGACGAGGAGAUCGACACACGGACGAGGAGAUCGACACACGGACGAGGAGAUCGACACACGGACGAGGAGAUCGACACACGGACGAGGAGAUCGACACACGGACGAGGAGAGCGACACACGGACGAGGAGAGCGGCGAGACAACCGCGAUCGAGUGAGACGAGGCGAGGAACGGGAGAGGCGCCAUGGCUGUCGUACUGCGGCCACAGCACGGAGCGGGGGGCGGUGGUGGCAAGUCUGCGGCGGCGUCUGCCCCCCCCGAGUUGGUGGUGAAGGAGAUCCCCGAGCAGCUGUACGACCCGGGCACCAAGCGGCGUUACCAGCGAGGUCGCUUCCUGGGCAAGGGCGGCUUCGCCAAGUGCUACGAGAUGACGGACGUGGCCACGGGUGAGGUGUUCGCGGGCAAGAUCGUGUCCAAGACGAUGCUCAUGAAGCCCCACCAGAAGGAGAAGAUGAGCAUGGAGAUCACCAUCCACCGUUCGCUCGGCCACGCCAACGUGGUCAACUUCCACAGCUUCUUCGAGGACGACGACUUCGUCUACGUGAUCCUGGAGCUGUGCAGGCGACGGUCUCUGAUGGAGUUGCACAAGCGGCGCAAGGCGCUGUCGGAGCCGGAGGCGCGCUACUUCCUGCGUCACGUGAUCCUGGGCUGCCAGUACCUGCACACCAACAAGGUCAUCCACCGUGACCUCAAGCUGGGCAACCUCUUCCUCAACGACGACAUGGAGGUCAAGAUCGGAGACUUUGGGCUGGCGACGCGUAUCGAGUACGAUGGCGAGCGCAAGAAGACUCUGUGCGGGACUCCCAACUACAUCGCCCCGGAGGUGCUCAUCAAGAAGGGCCACAGCUACGAGGUGGACAUCUGGUCCAUCGGGUGCAUCAUGUACACUCUGCUGGUGGGGAAGCCGCCGUUUGAGACGAGCUCGCUCAAGGACACGUACGCACGCAUCAAGCGCACAGAGUACACCAUCCCCAAGGCCGUGAGUGCCGUGGCCGGGGCGCUCAUCGCCCGCAUGCUGCGCUCGGAGCCGCUGCUGCGGCCGUCGAUUGCGGAGCUGCUGCAGGACGAGUUCUUCACGACGGGCUACCUGCCGGCACGCCUCCCCACCACCUGCCUCUCGAUGGCGCCGCGCUUCUCGCUGGCGCCGCAGCCGCAGCUGCCCCCCGCCUUCUCGGCCAUCGCCGCCAUCACUGGCGGCGGCGGCGUUGGCGUCGCUGGGACCGCCGCGAUGCAUCGCAAGCCGCUGCUGGAGCUCAACAAGGAAGACUCGGGGGCGCCACGCAAGGCCGAAGAGAAGAAGGAAGUGCUGCCGGCGCCCAGUGACGUGGUGGCUGCGGACGUGGUGGGCAGCUCUGACUACUACCUCACGGACCUCUUCUCUCAGCUGAGCCGCCUGCUCGAGGCCAAGCCCUCGGAACGUCUGCUCGUGCGCGAGGACGAGGCAGAGGACCCCGCCGCGGUCCCCGUGCUCUGGGUGAGCAAGUGGGUCGACUACUCGGACAAGUACGGCCUCGGCUACACGCUGUGCGACAACAGCGUGGGGGUGCUGUUCAACGACUCGACGCGCAUGCUGCUCUACCCGGACGGGGAGCAGAUCCAGUACAUCGAGCGCGACCUCACCGAGUCGUUCUUCUCCAUGCACUCGUACCCCACGGCACUCACCAAGAAAGUGACUCUCACCAAGUACUUCCACAGCUACAUGAGCGAGCACCUGCUCAAGGCGGGCGCCAACAUCCCGACGCGCGAGGGCGACGAGCUGGCGCGCCUGCCCUACCUGCGCACGUGGUUCCGCACGCGCUCCGCCAUCGUGCUGCACCUCUCCAACGGCACGCUGCAGAUCAACUUCUUCAAGGACCACGCCAAGAUCAUGCUGUGCCCGCUGAUGGGCGCCGUCACGUACAUCGACGAGAAGCGCAACGCGCGCACGCUGCGGCUGGCGCUGCUCGCAGAGCACGGCUGCAGCGCCGACCUGAUGAGCCGCCUGCGCUACGCGCGCUCCAUGGCCGAGAAGAUGCUGAGCAGCCGCUCUGGCGCCGUGCGCGGGAAGAUCGCCGCUCCCUGAGCCACGUGUGUUGCCCCCCGCCACCACCACCGCUCGUUCGCCUGCCGCGCUGCGCUCUGUCGGGCAUCGCCGUUCGGGAGGAUGGAGCGGUGCCGGGAGAAGUCGUCACCCGGAGCGCCGCCACCACCCCUCCCCCGCCUCGCCCUUGUCCACCAUGCGCCGUGCGGGAGACUCGUCAGAGUGGGGGGCCCGGCCCCCCCCCAACAUACACACCCCCCCACACACACACACACCUCCACCCCCCCCCGUGUAGCGAUCGUGGGGGUUUGGUUUUGUUUUAGUUGUCGUUUUUUUUGUCAUCGAAAGAGUUUCUCUUUUAUCACUCGUUUUAAAAAAAUUGUGCGCAGGCCGGGUGGGUGUCUCUCUUUCCCGGGUGUGGGGAGCUGGGGAAGGGGGAGGAGGGUGGUGCUUUGGGGCCUGUGGCGGCACAACCGGUGAGCCUUGCGGUUUUGUACAUAGGGCUGCGGAGAGAGCGCUGUACAGACGCGUGUGCGAGUGUGUACACGUGCGUGUGCGAGUGUGUACACGUGCGUGUGCGUGUGAGACGUGUACAUGUGCGAGUGUACACGUGCGGCUGUUUUUACUUCUCCCCAGCAGCCCCUCUGUUUGAGCUGCUGCGGCUGCUCUCCAUCUUCCCUUUCACUCGAAUUUGCUCUCAAAAUGAUCUCGCCGUCUUCACGUUUGCGGACAUUUAUUAAUAAAAAGAGUUU
Molecule: messenger RNA, 2839 nt
Organism: Lethenteron reissneri (Far Eastern brook lamprey)
Lineage: Eukaryota; Metazoa; Chordata; Hyperoartia; Petromyzontiformes; Petromyzontidae
Product: serine/threonine-protein kinase PLK1-like
Biological process (GO): mitotic spindle organization; protein phosphorylation
Cellular component (GO): spindle pole; centrosome; cytoplasm
Molecular function (GO): ATP binding; protein binding; protein serine/threonine kinase activity
Source: RefSeq, a predicted model, not a curated record